Gossypium raimondii (Peruvian cotton) is the source of this 3504-nucleotide messenger RNA. Its product is annotated as G-type lectin S-receptor-like serine/threonine-protein kinase At4g03230. The transcript is spliced from 8 exons. Gene Ontology annotation, molecular function: protein serine/threonine kinase activity; ATP binding. The coding region runs from base 229 to 3378 and encodes 1049 amino acids. The record is from RefSeq and is a predicted model, not a curated record. Gene Ontology annotation, biological process: protein phosphorylation; recognition of pollen. Lineage: Eukaryota; Viridiplantae; Streptophyta; Magnoliopsida; Malvales; Malvaceae.
AACAUUGAAUCCGAAAUACAAUUGGCGGUGGUACCUGGAAAAGCAUAAGAGUAAAAUCACAAGGGAAAAUUCACUUUUUAAAAAUCCUAUUGCAGCUAUAUGCGACAAUAUUUCACCAUCAUCCUUGACAGUCGAUUUCGUGAACAGUAUUAGCGCCUUGUGCUUGGUGGGGGCGUUUUUAGAUAAUGGAAAACAACAGCACAUCACUUGUUACAUAGAGAAGAGAAUAUGAAAAUUUCUACACAACAGGUGGUUCCUAAGCUAAUGAUUGUCUCCCUAGUUUUUGAUACUCAAAACAAAAAUCAUUACUGCAAGAAUCGUUUGUUAAGACAGAUGCUACCCUCAUUAAUUUUGCACACACUUGUGUUUUGCAGUUACAUUCUUUGUUCUUCUGCUAAAGAGACCAUAACAUCAAACAGUUCGAUCAGUGAUGGUGAAGGAGAUAGCCUGGUUUCGCCAGGAAAAAAGUUUGAACUUGGAUUUUUUACUCCUAAUGGAAGCUCCAACACGAGGAGAUACUUGGGGAUAUGGUAUUAUGGCUCAAACCCGCAAACGGUCGUAUGGGUUGCCAAUAGAGACAAGCCACUUUUAGAUGAUAGUGGAGUCUUUGUUGUUGGAGAAGAUGGCAACCUCAAGAUGCUGAAUGGAAAUGGGGAAUCUUUCUGGUCAACGAAUCUUAAAGCAGUGCCUUCUGGAUAUAAAAAAGCCAAACUGACAGAUACUGGGAACCUGGUGCUCUUCAAUGAAGAACAAGAAAGCCACUCAGAAAGCAUUAUAUGGGAGAGUUUUCAUAAUCCCACUGAUACAUUUCUUCCAGGGAUGAGAAUGGAUGAAAAUAUGGUACUAACUUCUUGGAAAAGUUUUGAUGAUCCAGCUCCAGGGAAUUUCACAUUUCAGAUAGACCAAGAAAGAGUAAACCAGUUCAUUAUUUGGAAAAGAACAACAAGGUAUUGGAAAAGUGGUGUUUCUGGUAAAUUCAUUGGCCCUGAUGGGAUGCCUUCAGCCAUGCCAUCAGCAAUUUCUUUCUUUUUGUCAAAUUUUACCACUGUUGUACUCCACAACGAGUCCAUGCCACAUCUUACCUCGUCAUUAUACAGCGAUACAAGGAUGAUUAUCAGUUUCUCCGGUCAAAUUCAGUAUUUCAAGUGGGAUUCCAGGAAGAUCUGGUCCGUGAUUUGGGCUGAGCCUAGAGAUAAAUGCAGUAUCUACAAUGCAUGUGGAAAUUUCGGUAGCUGCAACAGUAACAAUGACUUGAUGUGUAAAUGUUUGCCUGGCUUUGCACCUAGCUCCCCUGCAAAUUGGAAUAACCAGGAUUAUUCUGAUGGAUGCACUAGAAACUCGAGGAUAUGCAACAAGAAGGCUAAGAUCGAUACGUUCUUGAGUUUGAAUAUGAUGGAAGUGGGGAAUCCAGACUCUCAGUUUAAUGCUAAGGAUGAAAUGGAAUGCAAAUUUGAGUGCCUUAGCAACUGUCAGUGCCAGGCGUAUUCCUAUGAAGAACCUGAUAAUAUGCAACAAGGUGGUAGCCGCUUUGCUGCAUGCUGGAUUUGGUUGGAAGAUCUCAACAAUAUCCAGGAAGAGUACGAAGGUGGCCGUAACCUUAAUGUCCGGUUACCCGUUUCUGAUGUAGAAUCAACCAGAAGAAGUUGUGAGACUUGUGGCACAAACCUGAUUCCAUAUCCACUUAGCACUGGACCAAAAUGUGGCGACGCCAUGUAUCUCAAUUUUCACUGCAACAUCUCUUCAGGGGAAGUUACCUUUGAUGUUCCUAUUGGCACUUAUAGGGUCACAAGCAUAAGUCCAGAAACACGAAAAUUCAUCAUUCAAACCAAUGAUGCAAACGAUUGUAAGGCUGGAAAUUCAGGUGAUGAUUUAUUUCGGUUCAAGCAGCCAUCACCAUUUCAUGUUACUAGCAGAUGUAAUGCAGAUGAAGUAGAGAUAGGCUGGGAUCCUCCAUUGGAACCAACCUGCUCUUCACCAACAGAUUGCAAAGAUUGGCCAAAUUCAACUUGUAAUGGAACAAGCAAUGGAAAGAAAAGGUGCCUCUGCAAUACAAACUUUCAAUGGGAUAACUUGAGUGUGAAUUGCACUGAAGAUAGUGGCUAUGGACAAAAGAAAUACAAGUCUUCAACCAGAAAGAUCGCUUUGUCUCUAACUCUGGUAAUAGCUUGUAUUAGCGCAAUCGUUAUAACCAUUGUGUCAAGCGCCAUUGGUUAUGUUUACUUGAAGAGAAGAAAACAGGUCGAGGGAGAAGGGAUAUGGGGAAACAUUCAAAGAAAAUCUGCACUUCACUUAUAUGGCAGUGCCAGUGAGAGACAUGUCAAAGACCUAAUCGAUUCAGGGCGGUUUAAAGAAGAUGAUACAGACGGAAUAGAGGUACCAUUUUUUCAUUUAGAAAGUAUUCUUUCUGCAACGAGAAACUUCUCAAACGCAAACAAGCUGGGGCAAGGGGGAUUCGGACCAGUUUAUAAGGGUAAGUUCCCCGGAGGGCAAGAGAUUGCUGUAAAGAGGCUCUCAAGUGGUUCAGGGCAAGGCUUAGAGGAAUUCAAAAAUGAGGUGGUCCUGAUUGCAAGACUUCAACAUAGGAAUCUCGUUAGACUAUUAGGCUAUUGUGUUGCAGGAGAUGAAAAGAUGCUACUCUAUGAGUAUAUGCCUAACAAAAGCUUAGACUCCUUCAUAUUUGAUCGGAAGCUAUGCGUUCUACUCGACUGGGAUAUGCGAUACCGUAUAAUAUUGGGAAUUGCUCGAGGCCUUCUAUAUCUCCACCAAGAUUCAAGGCUGAGAAUAAUUCACAGAGAUCUAAAAACAAGCAACAUUCUACUAGAUGAGGAGAUGAAUCCAAAGAUUUCCGAUUUCGGGAUGGCAAGGAUUUUUGGUGGCAAAGAAACUUCUGCAAACACAAAUAGAGUAGUUGGAACUUAUGGAUAUAUGUCGCCUGAGUAUGCACUAGACGGCCUUUUCUCAUUCAAAUCAGAUGUAUUUAGCUUCGGUGUUGUCGUAAUAGAGAUCAUCAGCGGGAAGAGGAACACCGGAUUUUAUCAGCCUGAACAGUCAUUGAGCCUUCUAGGUUAUGCAUGGCAUAUGUGGAAAACAGGCAAGGCAAUGGAUUUACUGGACCAGACACUGCGUGAGAGUUGCAAAGCAGACGAGCUGCUAAAGUGUCUAAACGUAGGACUGCUGUGCGUACAAGAAGACCCCGGUGAUCGUCCCACCAUGUCACAGGUAGUUUUCAUGCUCGGCAGCGAGAAUGCAUCGGUUCCGGCACCAAAACAACCGGCAUUCGUAGUCAGGCGAUGCCCUUCUAGCAAAGCUUCUUCAUCUAGCAAACCAGAGACAUUUUCCCAAAAUGAGCUAACCGUUACCUUGGAACAUGGUAGGUAGUUCUCAAGAAGCCACUUGGAGAAUCAAAUUUUAUUUAUUUCUAGUUUUAUAUCAUUUAAUAAUUCGUACUGCCCUUGAUUUUGCAAUUGUUAUGUUUAAGAAUGAAAUGUAAGUACUUUUUUUUAA